Molecule: messenger RNA, 2301 nt
Organism: Alosa sapidissima (American shad)
Lineage: Eukaryota; Metazoa; Chordata; Actinopteri; Clupeiformes; Clupeidae
Product: solute carrier family 51 subunit beta
Exons: 6
Coding region: 135-1115 (326 amino acids)
Biological process (GO): bile acid and bile salt transport
Cellular component (GO): plasma membrane
Molecular function (GO): protein heterodimerization activity; transmembrane transporter activity
Source: RefSeq, a predicted model, not a curated record
CACCUGAACUUUGGUAGUCAUGAGCGGAGCUGUGUUCACACACACCAUCUUCACACACUCACUUACUCCUCAGGGUGCACUUCCCUCAGGCCCUCCACAUCUCAGGUUAGAGGAGUAUUUACCUGUUGGGAAUAAUGAGUCUUUUAUGGGUGGCACUGUGUUUCUUCUUGCAUGGGGCAAAUAGCUUCAUGAUCCACAACACUGUUGAGAGCCUCUGUCUCCAGGACUCCCCUGCCGGCAAGGCUAUCACCCUCCGAAAGUGUAACCUUGACGAUGACCUCCAGCAGUGGGUUUGGCGGGAGCAGCGCUUCCUGCGGAACGUCGGAACACAGCGGUGCCUCUCGGCGUUCCACGAGCGUCCGGUUCUCACCGUGGCCUGCGACGGUGAGGAGCACCUGGAGUGGGCCUGUGAGAACCACCGGCUCCUGAGCCUGAACCGCAGCCUGGAGCUGAGUGCGGAGAAGGGCCGAGUGAGACUCACCCCCGGGGGCCCGACCUCCAGGUGGAAGUCCCUGGAUAUGGGCGACAUCUGCCAGGAGAGGCUCAGAUCGAAAAGGGCAUCAAAUGAGUUUGAGGGAGAGUUUGAGCAGGACAACCCCGUCGAGAGCACCAUGAACGAGGAGCAGAGGGAGUUUCUCAAGUGGUUCUACCGGACCGAAGACCAGAGUAAAUGGACGAUUGCAAUGCUGGGUCUGGCCUUCGCUGCACUGCUGCUGGGCUGCAUCCUGCUGGUCACUGGCAUGAUGGGUAGCAGGAGCAGGAAGAAGAUAGCAAAGUACAAAGCGGCGGCGCUAGCUCUCAAGCCCCAGAUGGAGGAGCUGCAGGUCAUCACCGUGGAGAGGGAGGCCCCACAGCAGGUCCUGAUGACCCCCACCCUGAGCCUCAAACUGCCCACCAUGGUGAUGGGCGCCCCUGACUACGACGUUGCCGAGAACGGGCAGCUCAAGUCAGGAGACAUCGAGGUCACCUGGAAGGACGGGACAGUGAGCAGUCUCUACGCCGAGAGAGGAGGGGAGGCUGACGGGGGGGAGGCGGAGGAGGUGAAGGAGGAAGAGGAGAGGGUGGUGGAGGAAGAGGUGCAGGUGCAGGUGGAGGGGAAUGGGGAGGAAAAGUGAGGCACAGGUCUGAAAGGUGAUGUCACACACACCUGGAUGUCGUCACACCUGUGCAGUUGAGCGUCAUCUCAUCUCUUUCAUGACAAAUCCAGAGGCCUGCGUACCUGGACAUUAGAAGUAAAGGUGAUCCCUCUACAGAGAGCCAUAGGAACACUCUCAGAUCUGAUCUCAAAUCACCCAGACUCGUAGAUGCAAACUUGGAUGCACAGACUAAAUGUGAGUGUGUGUGUGUGUGUGUGUGUGUGUGCGUAGUAUGUGUCCACGUGUAUGUGCAUGUAUGUUUUUUCUGUUAAAUGUCAAUGUGACCCAAAGGUUGUUUAUUAUUCUCUAACGUGAUGAGGGUAUGUUCAUUUACCUAAAGCACCGUUAUGAAACUUUAACGCAUGUUGUCAGCCAACAGAGAACCCAUAAAGAGUCCAGAGCUCACGUGGGGAAUGUAAAUAUGUGCCAAAUACUCCCGCAGUUUCCGAGAACUGCGUAUUUCAAUUUAGCCGACAAAUGGUGUUUCAAUUUUUAAACUCUGUACAUCAUCAUGUCAUGCAUAUUUAGUUUCUGUUGCUUACAUCAGGUUUCCACUUAGAAACAUUUUGCAUAUCUCAUUCUCCCAGAUUCUUGUGAAGUUUGUAAUGUACCAUUUGAAACUUCAUUGCCACAUGUAGACACCUGUUUGUAGCUAAACUAUCAUUGGCAUAUUAUCUAUUUGGAUUACAUAUACAUGCUUCCGUAUGUGCAGGUGAUGAAGAAUCUACAUGUUAAAGAUGUUUAUACUACUAGUACAUGUCCCUGUCCUCCAGCGUCGGGACACUGUGAACAGAGCUGCAGGGUUUAUGACUGAACAGACAAGCACGGUGGACACCUGUAUUUAAAAUCAUUUAUUCCUGAUGGGUAGGGACUCCUGUACAGGGUCUAAUAAAUGUAUGAUGUCUUAAGACUCACUCUAGACUCUAGAGUGUAAAAUCAUUGAUCACACCAGCAUAUUUUACAGUAGUCAUCUGUUAUUGUCUUUACUGGUCCUCCUUCAUCAGCCUUUAAUCUUUCUUUGUCCCCAUUGUAAAGCACUUUGUGCUUAUCCUAGAACAGCACUGUAUACAUGACUUUAUUACUGUUAUUGUCUUCUACACUCAGACUCUGUAGCAUCCCUGCUACAACCCCUUUUAAUAAAGAAAAUAAAACAAACAAGACUAAA